This is a messenger RNA of Naegleria gruberi, 1824 nucleotides long. RefSeq lists its product as uncharacterized. Gene Ontology annotation, molecular function: ATP-dependent protein folding chaperone; ATP binding. The coding region runs from base 1 to 1824 and encodes 607 amino acids. The transcript has a single exon. Gene Ontology annotation, cellular component: endoplasmic reticulum chaperone complex. Lineage: Eukaryota; Heterolobosea; Eutetramitea; Acrasida; Naegleriidae. Gene Ontology annotation, biological process: cellular response to hypoxia; negative regulation of hypoxia-induced intrinsic apoptotic signaling pathway; endoplasmic reticulum unfolded protein response. The record is from RefSeq and is a predicted model, not a curated record.
AUGAUUACUUUAUUUUAUGAUAUUGGAUCCAUUUCAACAACUGUAAGUGUUGUUGAAUAUUCUCAAAAUAAGGAAAAGAAUAGUCUUGGUAAUAUUAAGGUUUUAGGUGUUGCUUCAGAUGAAAAGUUAGGUGGAGCAUAUUUUGAUAAUGUUUUGGCCAACUAUUUUGCUGAAAAAUUCAUAGAAAAGUAUAAGCAAGAUCCAAGGGUUGAAAAAAGACCAGCAACCAGACUUGUUGAAGAGGCUCAAAGACUUAAACAUAUCUUGAGCGCUAAUAAUGAAGCACACUUGUCUAUUGAAAGCCUUUAUAACGACAGAGAUCUCUCUAUGAAAGUUACUCGUGAAGAUUUUGAAAAGUUGAGUGAGAGUUUACUUUUAAGACUAGUUGAUCCAAUCAAGGAAGCUCUUAUAACUGCCAACUUAACAAUGGAUGAUAUUGAUUAUUUUGAAAUGUCUGGAGGUUCAUCUAGAAUUCCAGCAAUUCAAGAAAGAUUAUCCAAAUUUGCAAACAAAUUAAGUUUGAGUUAUAGUCUUAAUGCAGAUGAAGCAAUUGCUAUGGGUGCAAGUUUCUUUGGAGCUUCAAAUUCUCCAUCAUUCCAUGUCAAAACAUUUAAACUUGUUGAUAUUACUCCAUAUCAAAUUAAUUUUGCUCUAUCUGGAAGUGAUAAGGAUAUUAAUUUAUUUAAUUCAAAUGAUGAAAUUGAUUCCAAGAAAACAAUUACUGUACCAAGAACGGAAGAUUUUUCUAUCACAUUGAAAUAUUCUCCAAACUCCAUUCCAAAAUCUUACACUACUGAAAACUCUAUUAUUUCUACUUAUCAAAUUAAUGGUGUAACAAAGACAAUGUCUAAUUGGACUUUUGAGGAUGAACGUGGUAAGAAAAAAAAGGUAAAGGCUACUUUCAAACUCAAUAGAUAUGGCCUUGUUGAAUUAGAUUCUGUUAAUGCUAUUCUUGAAGAAACAGUUACUGUUAGAGUCGAAACCAACGAUACAAUCAAGGAUGGUUCAAAUGAAACUAAACCUGAACCAACCUACAAAAAAGAUACUAAAACUACCAAAGUUGAUUUAGAUUUCAAAAUGACAGAGGUAUCUCUUGUUAAACAAUUAACUCCAGAACAAUUAAAAGCAUCCAGAGAAAAGAUUAACAAUGUUGAAAAAUAUGAAUCCUUAAAAAGAAAAAUCUCUGCAGCCAGAAAUACAUUAGAAGCAACAUUAUAUGGUACAAGAGACAAGAUUCUUGACAAUCCUGAAUUUAAACCAUAUUUUACAGUUACAGAACAGAAUAAUAUCAACAAAGCUUUAGAUGAAUUGGAGGUAUGGUUGAGUGAUAAUUAUGAUGAAGGAACUGUGGAUCAAUCUGUUGUUGAUACUUACAAUACAAAACUCAGAACUAUUACUGAUUUUACAAAUCCAAUCCACGAUAGACACAGGGAGCAUAGAGCCAGAAAGGAAGUUGUUGGUUUUUGUAAAAAUAUUUUUAAUGUAACCAAUCAAGCUGUUAAGUACAUGAAAGAUAACCAAAAGCAUAUUACUGACGAAGAGAGACAAGAACUUUUAGAUUUGAUAACAGAAAAAGAAAAGUAUUUAAGUGAUACUAUUUCCAAACAAGACAAGCUCCCCCUUUUUGAAGCUCCAACAGUUUUAGCAGCUGAAAUUAAAAAAGAAUGUGGUAAGGUUUCUGAACGUACAUUAAUUUUGGCCAAAAAACCUGUACCAAAACCAGAAACAACAAUAGAAAAGAAUGAAACUGUCAUACCUCCUCAAAGUGAAACUCAACCAGAAGAAGUGAAUCAAGAAGAAACUGAAAAGAAAGACGAACUCUAA